AUGCGGCCGCAGUGGGCGCAGUGGGCGCUGGCGUACCUGUGGCGCCAGUCCCUGCACCACCGCUGCCUGCCCAGCCUCGCUGACUGCGCCCCCCUCCCCUGGCGCCGUGCCACCGCCCCGGCCCACCCGGCCGCCUUGCCCUCCUGCCACGGGUCCCAAUUACAUGCCGUCGCGAGCCCCGCGGACGAUGACGCGCCGGCGGCCGGAGGGGAGCGGCAACCUCACGAGUGCACUGCGCGGGUGAUCGAGGACGGGGAGCAUCCGAUCAGCUACAGGGCGUUCAGCCGCGCCGCCUGGAGGGUUGUGAUGGGGAUCAGGCAGAAAGGACAUGAAGCGUACAUUGUGGGAGGCACGAUUCGAGACUUACUGCUGCAGCAGGAGCCAAAAGAUUAUGAUAUUUUAACAAGCGCUGAGCCUAAGGAGGUGUGCCGCAUCUUUGCAAGGGCCAACAUAAUCGGGAAGCGAUUUCCCAUUUGCCAGGUCCACAUGGAUGGGACAGUUAUUGAAGUGUCAAGCUUCUCAACCAAUGUGGGCGUGGCACCUGUCGAUCCUGCAGGCUUCCUUGCUGAUGAACAGGACAGGAAACGGGCUAACAGUUCAACUGGCCGUGCAACUGAGGGAUGGAGAGAUGCCCGGAGAAGGAACGCCUUGUCCCGUGAUUUCACAGUCAACGCGUUUCUGUACGACCCAUGCUCGCAGUUGCUCUUUGACUACUGUGAUGGCCUUCAAGAUAUUAAGGACAGGCAGCUGAGGACAGUUGGGGACCCUGACGAAUCAUUUUCACAAGACCCAGCAAGAAUGCUGCGUGCUGUCCGCUUUGCUGCAAGAGUUGGUCUGUCUAUAGCUGAGGACACUGCCAAGGCUUUGAUGAAACGUGCAGCAGAUAUAUUGUGUAUCCCUGAGGCCAGGCUUCAAAUGGAAAUGCAUGCCAUUCUGGCACAUGGCCAUGCUGCCAGAUCAGUUCAAAUCAUGUGGCACCUGGGCGUUUUGGAUGUGGUGUUGCCAGCCCUUGCUCGGCACUUGAAGCGCUGCAAUUACCCAAGGAGUUUGGACACUUGCGAAGGGACGAUGGCAGUGCAGAUCCUGGCAGCCAUGGACGCUGAAGUCACUGUGAGGUCUCCUGUUGUCCCCUCUGUCUACACAGCGCUGAUAGCAUGUACCCUUGUGAUGGACAAUAUAAACCUUGUCAAGAAGAAAAUGAAGCGACUGAGCCACGAGGAGCUCCAUGGGCCACAUCCGAAGGAGGGCCAGGUGGACCCAGAGGUCCGGCGGCUCAGGGUGCUGGCCGCCCAGCCCGAGGCCAGCGUAUUCGCCCACCUGGUAGACGCCACGCUGAGGUCAUUAUGCACGCUGGGCGGUUAUCAAGUCAUCCCCAAAGCUGUCCAGGAGCAAGCGUCCAGGAUCCUGACCAAGUCUGCGAGGGGGCCCGAGGACAACAGUGGUGGGCCACUUGAUUUGGAUGGCAUCGACAGUUGGGACAAGCCCAAGAGGAGGAAGAAAGUUGUGAAGGGGGAGAAGCUUGUGGCUUCAAUCCUCGCAAUGGAAGAGUGGAAAUGGAGGGAAUCUACAAACAUUGGGCUGCCAACAGAUGGCCUGACAGUGGAAGCAACGUCAGCAAGAGGAAGCCCAAGAUCCAGCAAAUAG
Ostreobium quekettii is the source of this 1644-nucleotide messenger RNA. The record is from the annotation of a GenBank genome assembly. NCBI's taxonomy places the organism in Eukaryota, Viridiplantae, Chlorophyta, Ulvophyceae, Bryopsidales, Ostreobiaceae.